UUGAAAGAAGUGUCAAAAAUAGGUGUCAUAGCUUUCUUAAUGAUUUGCAGUUUCGUACUGUGAAAGAGACUUGUUUAUUAAAUUGUAAUAUUUUUCUAAUUCAAUAAAAAUGGUACUAGAGAGUACUGUAAUUUGUGUCGACAAUAGUGAUUAUAUGCGAAAUGGUGAUUAUUUGCCUACCCGUCUUCAAGCCCAGCAAGAUGCUGUAAACCUAGUAUGCCAUUCAAAGACUAGAUCGAAUCCAGAAAAUAAUGUUGCUUUAUUAACUCUUGCAAAAGUAGAAGUAUUGGUUACGCUCACCAGCGAUGUGGGUCGUAUUCUAUCAAAACUUCACCAAGUUCAACCUGAUGGAGAUAUUAACUUGCACACAGGUAUAAGGAUUGCCCAUUUAGCAUUAAAACAUCGUCAGGGCAAAAAUCACAAAAUGAGAAUAGUUGCCUUUGUUGGAAGCCCUGUUGUUACAGAGGAAAAGGAACUUGUAAAACUAGCGAAGAAACUCAAAAAAGAAAAAGUAAAUGUUGAUAUAGUGAAUUUUGGAGAAGAAGCAAUCAAUACUGAAAUUUUGUCAUCCUUUAUAAAUACAUUGAAUGGAAGAGAUGGUAGUGGUAGUCACUUAGUGACUAUCCCUCCAGGUCCUCAUCUAUCGGAUGCUCUUAUCUCUUCUCCAAUCAUACAGGGUGAAGAUGGAACUGGAGGAGCAGGUCUAGGAGCUUCUGGUUUUGAAUUUGGUGUUGAUCCUAAUGAAGAUCCUGAAUUAGCUUUAGCCCUCAGAGUUUCUAUGGAAGAACAAAGACAAAGACAAGAGGAGGAAGCUAGAAGAGCAAGGGAGGCAUCUUCUUCAGAAUCAGAAGCCAAGGUUCCAGAAAUCAAAGAAGAACACAGUGAUGAAGCCAUGUUGGAAAGAGCUUUAGCAAUGUCGAUGGAACAGAGUGAACCUGAAGGGAAAGUACCAUCAGAAGUAGAUUUUGCUAACAUGACUGAAGACGAACAGAUUGCUUUUGCUAUGCAAAUGUCUAUGCAGGAUACUCAAGAAUCAUCAACUUCUGCGUUAAAAAAGGAAGAGCCUAUGGAAGUUGAGACAGAUGAAGAUUAUACAGAAGUAAUGAAUGAUCCUGCGUUUUUACAGAGUGUUCUAGAAAAUUUACCUGGAGUAGAUCCUCAAUCAGAGGCUGUUCGCCAAGCUGUUGGUAAUUUGAAAGAUAAGAAGAAAGAUGAAAAGGAUGACAAAACAAAGAAGUAAUUUUUUUUUUAAUUUAUAAUUGGAUUUGCUUUGAAGUAAUGUUCACAUAAGAUUUCAUAUAAAUAAAAAAAUAUAAAGUCUA
This is a messenger RNA of Harmonia axyridis, 1322 nucleotides long. RefSeq names its product 26S proteasome non-ATPase regulatory subunit 4 (gene Rpn10). The transcript is spliced from 2 exons. Bases 110 to 1240 code for a protein of 376 amino acids. Lineage: Eukaryota; Metazoa; Arthropoda; Insecta; Coleoptera; Coccinellidae. The record is from RefSeq and is a predicted model, not a curated record. Gene Ontology annotation, biological process: proteasome-mediated ubiquitin-dependent protein catabolic process. Gene Ontology annotation, molecular function: polyubiquitin modification-dependent protein binding. Gene Ontology annotation, cellular component: cytosol; nucleus; proteasome regulatory particle, base subcomplex.